Acanthosepion pharaonis is the source of this 1719-nucleotide messenger RNA. The record is from the annotation of a GenBank genome assembly. NCBI's taxonomy places the organism in Eukaryota, Metazoa, Mollusca, Cephalopoda, Sepiida, Sepiidae.
AUGUGUGACCAUUUUAACCCUUUCCUUUCAUUGUUACUUUGUUUGUUUCUUUUCUUUCUUACACACAACCCACUCUUUCUUUCUUUCUUUCUUUCUUUCUUUCGUUCUUUUUUCUUCCUUUCGUUGCUACUUUCUUUCUUUUGUUUUGCUCGUUUCUUGCUUUCAAUUAUAGACUCAUAUGUACAUUGUUACAUUGUUUCUUUUUUUUCUUUUCUUUCCUUUUCCCUUUCUUUCUUUCUUUCUUUCUUUUGUUUUCCUCGUUUCUUCCUUUCAAUUAUAGACUCAUAUACAUUGUUACAUUGUUUUUUUUUUUUUUUUCUUUCCUUUUCUCUCUUUCUUUCUUUCUUUUUUCUUUUGUUUUCCUCGUUUCUUCCUUUCAAUUAUAGACUCAUAUGUGUGACCAUUAUAACUCUUCCCUUUCGUCUCAUAGACAUUGUUACAUUGUUUCUUUUUUUUUUUCUUUUCUUUUUCUUUCUCUUUCUUUCUUUCUUUCUUUCUUUCUUUUGUUUUCCUCGUUUCUUCCUUUCAAUUAUAGACUCAUAUGUACAUUGUUACAUUGUUUCUUUUUUUUCUUUUCUUUCCUUUUCUCUUUCUUUCUUUCUUUCUUUCUUUCUUUUGUUUUCCUCGUUUCUUCCUUUCAAUUAUAGACUCAUAUGUGUGACCAUUAUAACUCUUCCCUUUCGUCUCAUAGACAUUGUUACAUUGUUUCUUUUUUUCUUUUCUUUCCUUUUCUCUUUCUUUCUUUCUUUCUUUCUUUUGUUUUCCUCGUUUCUUCCUUUCAAUUAUAGACUCAUAUGUGUGACCAUUAUAACUCUUCCCUUUCGUCUCAUAGACAUUGUUACAUUGUUUCUUUUUUUUUUUCUUUUCCUUUUCUUUUUUCUUUCUUUCUUUUUCUUCUUUUGUUUUCCUCGUUUCUUCCUUUCAAUUAUAGACUCAUAUACAUUGUUACAUUGUUUCUUUUUUUUUUUCUUUCCUUUUCUUUUCUUUCUUUUUUUCUUUUCUUUCUUUUGUUUUCCCUCGUUUCUUCCUUUCAAUUAUAGACUCAUAUACAUUGUUACAUUGUUUCUUUUUUUUUUUUUCUUUCCUUUUCUUUUCUUUCUUUCUUUCUUUCUUUUUGUUUUCCUCGUUUCUUCCUUUUUCAAUUAUAGACUCAUGUGUGACCAUUAUAACCCUUCCCUUUCGUCUCAUAGACAUUGUUACAUUGUUUCUUUUUUUUCUUUUCUUUCCUUUUCUCUUUCUUUCUUUCUUUCUUUCUUUUGUUUUCCUCGUUUCUUCCUUUCAAUUAUAGACUCAUAUGUACAUUGUUACAUUGUUCUUUUCUUUUCUUUUCUUUUCUUUUCUUUUCUUUCUUUCUUUCUUUCUUUCUUACUUUCUUUCUUUCUUUCUUUCUUCCGAUCUUCCAUCAAUAUGCAGGAAACAACCUUUAACGAUUGCAUAUCUAUUCUUGGGCCACAUGUUGCGAACUCGCAGCUAAUAGCACUUAGGAACGGGCAAAGAAUUAUGCUGAACAAAACUCUAUCUAUCUAUCUAUCUAUCUAUCUAUCUAUCUAUCUAUCUCGGUCUAUCUGUUGUAUCUCUCUCUUUUUAUAUACAUAUAAAAUCAUACGUUAUGUCUGUCGUUCCUUCCUGCUUUCCUUCCUAUAUUCAUUUCCUCUAUUCUUCUUGCCUAUCUAUCUAUCUAUCUAUCUAUCUAUCUACCAACCUACCUAUCUAACUUAG